This is a messenger RNA of Ophidiomyces ophidiicola, 1332 nucleotides long. It is a transcript of the gene SUB4, whose product is annotated as Secreted subtilisin-like serine protease sub4. The transcript has 2 exons. Bases 1 to 1332 code for a protein of 443 amino acids. NCBI's taxonomy places the organism in Eukaryota, Fungi, Ascomycota, Eurotiomycetes, Onygenales, Onygenaceae. The record is from RefSeq and is a predicted model, not a curated record. Gene Ontology annotation, biological process: proteolysis. Gene Ontology annotation, molecular function: serine-type endopeptidase activity.
AUGGUUUCCAUGAAAUUCUUGUCCGUCCUUCUCUCAGCUCUGGCAGCUGUUGAUGCCGCGGAGGUCUUGAGUGUCAGCAACAAGAAAGACAUCAUCCCCGACUCCUACAUCGUUGUCUUGAAAGAUGAGGUCCCCGAUUCGGAAGUCAGAGCCCAUGUGUCCUGGGUGCAGACUACUCAAAAAGUCGGAAACAUGAAGCGAAACAACACUGUCUCUGGCUUAAAGUCAACCUUCCACAUUGGCCAGUUCCAAGGAUACCUUGGCUCCUUUGACCAAGAUACUCUUGCCAAAAUUCUCCGUGAUGACAAGGUCAAAUAUGUUGAACCAAACCGGAUCAUGAAGAUCCAGGGAGUCACUGAGCAACGUAAUGCUCCAUGGGGCCUUGGAAGAAUAUCUUCCCAGCAACCGGGAUCUGACACCUACGUCUACGAUGAAUCGGCGGGCAGGGGCAUCAUCAUUUAUGGUGUUGAUAGUGGUAUUGAUGUUAGCCAUCCCGACUUUGAAGGCCGGGCGACCUGGGGCACAAACACCGUGGACAACGAUGACACUGAUGGCAACGGCCAUGGAACGCACACCGCAGGAACCUUUGCCGGUAGCACCUAUGGUGUUGCUAAGCAUGCGACCAUUGUAGGUGUCAAGGUCUUGGAUGCUGGAGGUUCUGGUAGCAACAGUGCUAUUAUUGCAGGUAUUGACUGGUGUGUGAAUCACGCCCGUGAAAACAAUGCUCUCGGCCGUGCUGUCAUGAACUUGAGCUUGGGAGGCGGUUACUCCGAAGCUACCAACAGUGCCGCUGAGCGGGCUGUUGCUGCUGGUAUUUUCCUUGCUGUUGCUGCCGGAAAUGACAACGUAAGUGACGACUCUGUCCUUCCCUUUCGCCCUGCCUGUGCUAAUUACAAAUCGUAUUAUAGCAAGAUGCCAACAACUAUUCUCCCGCUUCUGCGGCCAAUGUCUGCACCGUUGGUGCGACCGAUAGCCAGGAUGUCAGAGCUACCUUUUCCAACUACGGCUCCAGAUGUAAGUAGCGAUCAUUUCUAUAAUGUCUUGAUAAUUUUGACUUGCCAACUAACGCUAUUGAAUCUAGUGGACAUCUUCGCCCCUGGUGUUGACGUUGUUUCUUCUACGGUUGGCGGUGGCUCCGGUCCCAUGUCUGGAACAUCGAUGGCAGCUCCACACAUUGCAGGUCUCGGUGCUUACCUUAUGGCACUUGAGAACAUCCCCGCUGGUCAAGUUUGCGACCGCAUCAAGCAACUCUCUCUCAAUGCCGUCCGCAACGAAGGCCCCGGAUCUACCACUCAGCUCGCCAACAACGGGGCAAGUAACUUGAAAAAAUAA